UCCCGGAACCAUGCCUACUGUCCUCGGUGGCAAAGGGAAACUUUCCAUUGUCUCUUUUUUGCUCCGAUGCGCAUAUUCUCAGGUAACAAGAAGCCAACACAACAGCUGUGCCAAAGAUAUUCUGGAGGACAUGACUCAGUCCUGGCCGUCCCAGCAAGCCUUAGGGGGUGACCAGACCCAGCGAAUUCUCUACAACCAUAAGGAUGGAAAACAGUCAACUACACAACAAAGGCAAAAUCGGGGGGAUGUUCCACUACGAAUGACCCGUCACCCCCACGUGGCGCCUCACAAAUCGAUGCUUGCUGAUGACCUGAAGCUGAGCAGUGAUGAAGAUGACACCCAAAGGGCGACUGAUGAGUCAGCAACCUGGGAUGGACACAGCCUGUCAGCACAGCGAGCGCACACACAUAGCAGGCGGGUGAGACAUUCCAGCUCAGACUCCUCAGGCUCAGACUCCACUGCUGAAUCGGUGAGCAGUAGUUUUCAUUCCAGGAGCUCCAGCCCAGAAGCUCACCCAGAUCCUGCAUCGCCUGCCAACACUCAGCCCCCGCGUGACAACAAGGAGACCAAUCACCCCUCUGCUGCCCAGUGGCAGUUGGAUAAGUGGCUGAAGAAGUCCCGGAAAAAAACUGCCAUCAGUGAGCAUUAUCCAGCCCAGAGCAAUCCAGGACGCCUGCCCUCUCCACACACCCAGCGGGCCCCAUCUCCAGCUAGGUGCUGGGACAGCAAUCAAGAAUACAGCCCGAGCCAAAGCCCUAUUCCCAGCCCACAGUUCAAUUACAGCCACAACAGUAGCCCCUUACCGAGCCCCGGGUACAGCUUCUGCCCCAGCCCAAGCCCAUUCCCCAGCACCUGUCCAAGUCCUAGCCCUAGUCCAAGGCACAGUUCGAUCCCCAGUCCAGUACCAAGUGUUUGCCCAAGUCCGUGUGGGAGCCCGAGAGCUAGCCGUAGCCCUAGCCCUAUACCUCUAGGUAGAGAUCCUCCCAGAAGCCCAAGUCCCAGCUUGCCUCCUUCCAGGGUCCGUCACUACCCCGAGGUUCAGAGUCAUCAUCAGCUGAACCAAACGCAACCUAGCGCAACAACCACUCCCCACAGGACGAAAAGUAGGUCAUGGUUUGCUACGUUGCCUAACACUGAUUCCAAGAGCAAGCCCACAAAUAGUACACAGCCUAAGUCUAGACCUGCACAGAACCACGACCAAAGCCAAAAUAAAUCCAAGGCCCCUGCAGUUUUGGACUCUAACGAUAGUCAAAGCCACAAAUCUAGAUCUAAGCCUAAUUUUCAUCCAAGCUCUAAACAACUUGUUGAGCCUCCCAAAGCCAAACAGACGCAUUUUGGGCAAAAUAGUUUUUCGAGCAACUCUAAACACAAGAACCGGCCUACAGUUCAACCUAGAUCACAACAUAGUCCCACAAGAGCAAAGAAUUUAGCUCCCAGUAGUCGAACUGGUCACAGUUCUCAUUCCCAAUCCACCUCUAAAGCUGUCAGUUAUUCUAAUACUGGGUCGAACUUUAGAUCCAGUCCUAGCCUAAAACCUAAGGCUACAGUCCCAGCUCCUGUGCAUGGUAUUCAAAGCAAAACAACACAGAAGAAACCCCAGUCCAAGGAACGGGAGGUAGACCAUAGAGAAGCUAAUCUAACCCAAGCAGAGGGGAGAAAACACGAGAGAAAAGAGGACAGACAUAAGCAAGUCGAACAAGGGAAACAGGAGAGAAAGGAAGACAGGAGGCUGGCGGAGGAGCAGCUACUGAGACGUCCGUGGAUCCAGAGUUCAGAAGACGAGGACGAGGAAGAGGAGGAAGGAGCAAAGGAGAGGCAGAGGAGGAGAGAGGAGACAGAAAGAGCGGAAAACAGAAGAAGAAGGGAGCAGCAACAUAGACACGAAUGGCAAACAGUCCAGGCCAAACACAGACUGCCUACCAGCAUCGAGCGACACCACCCUCAAGACAACUCACAACACCCAGGCAGGACAAACAAGGGAGGGAGAAGUGAAAAGGAGAGGCCAUCACACCCAGACCCUUCACCCACUCCUUCACGUACCUUGACUCAUCCACCAUCUUCCUCAUCCUCUGCCUCUUCCUCUUCAAAUUCAGAUUCAGAAUCUGAAUAUCAAGCCCAAAUCACCAAAGUUCCUGCAGAUUCUACCUCCCACAAUAGACUCACCCAGAGAGGCCAACGAGGCCCAGGCAGAACUGACACCAACAGACCGAAGGUGGUGCACCCAAGUGGACCCACCUCAAGUAACCCAAGUGAGGGACAGCAGAGUGAGGGGAAGCAGAAACUUUACACCCUGGUCCCAUUUGGGCGAGGUGACAAGGCCACAGCGUCCCAUCAGCGCGGGCUGAGAAAUCUAGUGGUACAGAUAGACCUCUGUCUUCUCAAAAGGGUCCCGGACAGCACUACUAAUUCCCCUGUUAAGAAACCUUCCUCUUCAUCCACCAAGGACAAGCAAACAGAGGCUAUGAAACACCUAUUUAUGCCAGACACUGAGACGAAAGACGGCAAAAGGAAACGCAAGCUGGAGAAUGGUGUGUCACACAAAGAAAGCAAGAGGAGUAUUCCUUAUACGAAUGACCUCUCAGGCCACACAGAGUCUUCAUUUCAAGCUGAGCACAACUUUUCGAGCGUGACCACACACAAUGGGUACUUGGUGGAGUACUUGGAUAGUAAGAGGCCAUUGUCACCCCUGUCUCCACUGUCAGACAGCCCUGAGUCCAACAAGCUGUCCACCAAAACAAAGAAAGCUGAGGUGCAUCACAUUCACAAUCAUAAGAACAAAGACAAGAAUAGAGAUUCUGCUGUAAAGCCUAAGAUGGAGGUGGAAUGUGUAAAAGUGUCAGGACAGCCCCAGCCACCGUCUGAGUCCUGGGGCCCUGCAGGACACAGGGGGACCAUGCCAAACCAUGAAACUACCCACCAUGCUGAGUACUACUUACAUGAAGCCAAAAGGAUGAAGCAUCGUGCAGAUGCAAUGGUGGACAAGCUUGGAAAGGCUGUGAAUUACAUUGAUGCUGCUCUCUCUUUCAUGGAAUGUGGGAAGGCAAUGGAGGAAGGGCCACUUGAGGCAAAGUCUCCCUAUACAAUGUACUCAGAGACUGUGGAGCUUAUAAGGUACGCAAUGAGGCUAAAGAGCCACUCCGGCCCUGGGGCCAGACAGGAAGACAAACAGCUGGCCGUUCUGUGUUUCCGAUGCCUUGCCCUCCUUUACUGGCAGAUGUUUCGUUUAAAGAAGGACCACGCAUUAAAAUACUCAAAAGUACUGCUGGACUAUUUUAAGAGUUCCCCCAAAGUGCCUAUAACGCCACCCGGUUGGAAUGACACUGAGAAGGAUAUCGGAGGACCCCCUUCUUCGCUCUCACCCAAUGCCAAACACCUCAGACGAGGUUCACAUGGAGGCACCACCUCUCCCUCUCUUAUAAGCAUUCCCCAACGUAUCCACCAGAUGGCAGCAAACCACUUGAACAUUACCAAUAGUGUGCUGUACAGCUAUGAGUACUGGGAGGUGGCAGACAACCUUGCAAAGGAGAGUAAAGAGUUCUUCAACUACUUGAAUACUUUGUCUGGGCCACUGACGCUUCACAGUAGCAUUGCUCAUGCAGUCCAGUACACCAGACAAGCUCUCCAGUGGAUCCGCAUUAGUGCCAAACUUAACUAAAUGUCCACUAGAUCUCCAGGCUUCACUUAGAAGA
Molecule: messenger RNA, 3689 nt
Organism: Scomber japonicus (chub mackerel)
Lineage: Eukaryota; Metazoa; Chordata; Actinopteri; Scombriformes; Scombridae
Gene: aff3
Product: AF4/FMR2 family, member 3
Exons: 19
Coding region: 11-3655 (1214 amino acids)
Biological process (GO): regulation of gene expression
Cellular component (GO): super elongation complex; nucleus
Source: RefSeq, a predicted model, not a curated record